Brenthis ino (lesser marbled fritillary) is the source of this 291-nucleotide messenger RNA. Lineage: Eukaryota; Metazoa; Arthropoda; Insecta; Lepidoptera; Nymphalidae. The record is from the annotation of a GenBank genome assembly.
AUGGCGACAGAAGUUGAAGAAACUAUCAAGAGAAUUCAAGCACAUAAGGGUGUUAUGGGUGUCGUCAUCGUCAACCAUGAAGGAAUUCCUAUAAAAAGCUCUUUGGAUAACGCAACAUCUGUGUUAUAUGCUGGUUUGAUUGGUCAACUUACAGAAAAAGCGAAAAAUGUUGUUCGUGAGAUGGACUCUACAAAUGAAUUGACAUUUUUGAGAGUAAGGAGUAGAAGACAUGAGAUACUGAUUGCACCUGACCGAGAAUUUAUUCUUAUAGUGAUCCAGAAUACUUCAGAC